AUGGAACGGAAUGGGUCCAGCAAUGGGCAGGAUGGCAAGCCCCAGAAGUCGCCGCCAGCGUCCGGCGCAAGCAAAAGCCCCAAGAAGAGACGUAAAGUCAAUCAUGCUUGUGUGUAUUGUCGCCGAUCCCAUAUGACAUGCGAUUUGGAACGCCCAUGUGCACGCUGUAUAAAGCGUAAUAUCGGACACCUUUGCCAUGACGAGCCCCGCGAACCGGAGUCAGCCACGAAGAAGUCGAAGAGUCAACAUAGCAAUUCCGCGGCGGAGGAUGAUGGGUCGCCAGACCAAGCCCAAGCCAGCGCUGACAACGGCAUGAGCAAUUCAUUCGAACAAUCCCAGGAUCACUCCCAAGAUAGCAGUCUCACCUUGGGCAGCGCUGCACUUUCGCAAGGCGGACCAUUACAACUCGUUCAGCCGUCACCCGUUUCCGGGAUCCAGGCAAAUGCUCUCAAUGCAAAUAGCAACCAAUUCAUCGGAUAUUCUAACGACUGGCUUGGUACACAAAGUCAAUUCCAAGAUAUGCACAACUACCACCCUUCUUACAUGUUCAACGCGCCGGAGGUCACAAAUGAAUACAACCUGCUGAACGAUUUCCUCAACAACAGUUUGCUCGACGACGGUGCUUUACUUCCUGACGACACCUCAAAUCUCUUCCCUGAUCAAUCUGCUACUAUGUUACCUGGAGCAAGCAACGCAGGCCCUUCUGGCACCCAGCCAUCUUCUUUGGCGCCCGGAAAUCCUUUGGGGAACGCAAUAUCUAGACCAACCAGUGUGAUUCCUACCGACAAGGCACGAGAGUAUUAUCUGCAAGCAGCAGAUCCUACGGGUAACGAUGCUCCUGAGGAGCGCAUGCAACGGCUUCUGCGCGCGAAGUAUGAUGCGGGCAUGCUGAAGCCCUUCAAUUACGUCAAAGGAUAUGCACGAUUAUCGGCAUACAUGGACGGUCACAUGCACUCGGCUUCGAAGCAAAAGAUACUACGACAGCUCGAUCGUUUCAGGCCCAAGUUCCGCGAGAAGGUUCAAGCCUUGACCGAUAUCGAGCUCAUAUACGUUGAGAUGUGGUUUGAGCGCAGCUUGAUGGAAUACGACCGAGUUUUCGCAAGCAUGGCUAUACCAGCAUGUUGCUGGAGAAGAACUGGCGAAAUCUUCCGGGGCAACAGAGAAAUGGCAGAAUUGAUACAUGUGCCAAUCGAGAAAUUGAGAGACGGCAAGAUUGCAUUACACGAGAUUCUCAUGGAAGAGUCUCUGGUCAACUAUUGGGAGAAAUUCGGUGCUAUAGCAUUCGAUUCCACUCAGAAAGCACUUUUGACGAGCUGUUCUCUGAAGAACCCAGACGAUAAAUCGAAAGACCCGACCAUCAAAUGCUGUUUCUCUUUCACUAUCAGAAGAGAUGAUCACAAAAUUCCUUCUCUCAUCAUCGGAAACUUCCUACCUCAGGAUCCAGUCAAGCGGUGA
Mollisia scopiformis is the source of this 1455-nucleotide messenger RNA. RefSeq names its product transcription factor Zn cluster transcription factor-like protein Rds2. Gene Ontology annotation, cellular component: nucleus. The transcript has 7 exons. Lineage: Eukaryota; Fungi; Ascomycota; Leotiomycetes; Helotiales; Mollisiaceae. Gene Ontology annotation, molecular function: zinc ion binding; RNA polymerase II transcription regulatory region sequence-specific DNA binding; DNA-binding transcription factor activity, RNA polymerase II-specific. The coding region runs from base 1 to 1455 and encodes 484 amino acids. The record is from RefSeq and is a predicted model, not a curated record. Gene Ontology annotation, biological process: regulation of DNA-templated transcription.